UUUAGUUUUGACACAUCCUCUUACCCUGUCCCAGAAACAUGGGUCCGCUGAGGAGGUGGGUGAUCCUACUAUCGAGCCUUCGCGUCUUACUUGCGAUUGCACUGGAGGUGGAGAGUGACUAUGUUGGCCCCGCAGACACCAUCAACUUCAAGGACCCGUGCAAAGCUGCUGCCUUUCUGGGGGAUAUUGCACUUGAUGAAGAAGACCUGCGCAUGCUGAGGAUAGAACAUGUCCUGACAGUUAAUCGCAGUGAUUUAGGGGAGAUGUGGAGCGGAGCGGGCGUGAGCGACGACACUCCACACCCUGUUGUGAUUGGCCGCGUGUCCCGGAAACGAAGGGCGGCGACUGCCAGACCAGAGAGGGUGUGGCCCGAUGCCGUCAUCCCCUACCUCAUCAGCGGAAACUUCAGUGGCAGUCAGAGGGCCAUCUUCAAGCAGGCCAUGCGCCACUGGGAGAAGCACACGUGCGUCACCUUCAUCGAGAGGAGCACGGAAGAGAGCUACAUCGUCUUCACGUACCUGCCUUGCGGGUGCUGCUCGUACGUGGGGAGGCGAGGGGGCGGCCCCCAGGCCAUCUCCAUCGGAAAGAACUGCGACAAGUUCGGCAUCGUGGUGCACGAGCUGGGACAUGUGAUUGGCUUCUGGCACGAGCACACACGGCCCGACCGAGAUGAGCACGUGGCCAUCUUCAGGGACAACAUCCAGCAAGGGCAAGAGUACAAUUUUCUCAAGAUGGAACCUGGUGAAGUGGACUCGCUUGGGGAAACCUAUGACUUUGACAGCAUCAUGCACUACGCAAGGAACACAUUUUCCAGGGGUAUAUUUCUGGACACCAUCCUACCUCGUUACGACUUGGACGGCGUGAAGCCCCCCAUUGGCCAGAGGACCAGACUGAGCACAGGGGAUAUAGCUCAGGCACGCAAACUCUACCAAUGUCCACAGUGUGGAGACAGCCUUCAGGACGGCAGUGGUAACGUCUCGUCUCCCGGUUUCCCCAAUGGCUAUGCCGCCUACUCUCACUGCGUCUGGAGGAUAUCGGUCACGCCUGGUGAGAAAAUCAUUCUGAACUUCACCUCUAUGGACCUGUAUAAGAGCCACUUGUGCUGGUACGACCAUGUGGAGAUCCGAGAUGGCCACGGGAGAAACUCCCCACUGAAAGGCCGUUUCUGUGGAGACACACUUCCAGAGACCAUCGUCUCCACCGACAGCCGCCUCUGGAUCGAGUUCCGGAGCAGCAGCAAUUGGGUGGGCAAAGGCUUCGCCAUCUCCUAUGAAGCAAUCUGCGGUGGCGAGAUCGCACGUGACAGCGGCCAAAUACAAUCCCCAAACUACCCGGACGACUACCGGCCCCACAAGCUGUGCGUGUGGAGGGUCAGCGUCGCCGAGGGAUUCCAAGUCGGCCUGAGCUUUCAGUCCUUUGAGAUUGAGCGUCACGACAGCUGUGCCUAUGACUACCUGGAGGUCCGUGACGGAGACUCGGAGUCCAGUCCCCUUCUGGGCCGCUUCUGUGGGUACCAGAAACCCAGCGACAUCAAGACCAGUUCCAACCAGCUGUGGCUCAAAUUCGUCUCGGACGGCUCCGUCAACAAGGCUGGUUUCUCGGCUAACUUCUUCAAGGAGAUUGACGAGUGUGCGACCCCAGACAAGGGGGGCUGUGAGCAGCGCUGUGUCAACACUCUGGGCAGCUUCCAUUGUGCCUGUGAUCCCGGCUAUGAGUUCGCAGCAGACAAGAAGAGCUGCGAGGCAGCUGCGUGCGGUGGCCUCAUCUCCAGGCCCAACGGUUCCCUCUCCAGCCCCGGCUGGCCCAAGGAGUACCCCGCCAACAAGAACUGCAUCUGGCAGCUGGAGGCCCCCCCGCAGUACCGCAUCACCCUGCAGUUCGAGACCUUCGAGACGGAGGGCAGCGACGUGAGCAGGGGGGUGUGUAAGUAUGACUACGUGGAGGUCCGCAGUGGCCUCUCGUCCGGCUCCAAGCUGCACGGCAAGUUCUGCGGGGGCGAGCGACCGGAGCCCAUCACCUCGCAGGCCAACAGCAUGCGCAUCGAGUUCAAGACCGACAACACCGUCUCCAAAAGGGGAUUCGCCGCACACUUCUUCUCAGACAAAGACGAGUGCUCCAAGGAGAAUGGUGGCUGUCAGCAUGAGUGCGCCAACACCUAUGGGAGCUACGUCUGCCAAUGCCGCAGCGGGUUCGUGCUCCAUGACAACAAGCAUGACUGCAAAGAAGCGGGAUGCGACCUGACGUUGAACAGCGUGUCUGGCACCAUCACCACUCCCAACUGGCCGGACAAGUACCCCAGCAAGAAGGCCUGCACCUGGACCAUCGCCACCACACCGGGACACCGUGUCAAACUGGCCUUCACGGAGAUGGACAUGGAGGCCCACCCCCAGUGUGCGUACGACCACCUGGAGGUGUACGACGGCCGCGACGGCCGCGCUCCCAGCUUCGGGCGCUUCUGCGGCUCCAAGAAACCCGCGCCACUGGUUGCUAGCGGCAACCGCAUGUUCCUGCGCUUCUUCUCCGACAACUCUGUCCAGAAGAGAGGCUUUGAACUCAGUCACUCCUCAGAGUGUGGGGGUAGCCUGAAGGCCGAGGUGAAGACCAAAGACCUCUACUCGCACGCCCAGUACGGGGACAACAACUACCCGGGCGCCAGCGACUGCUUGUGGGUGAUCUCGGCCGAGAAGGGCUACGGCGUGGAGCUCAUCUUCCAGACCUUCGAGAUCGAGGAGGAGGCCGACUGCGGCUAUGACUACAUGGAGCUGUUCGACGGAGCCGAUGCCAAGGCCCCAAGGCUGGGGCGCUACUGCGGAUCCGGGCCUCCGGAGGAGAUCUAUUCCGCGGGGGACGCCAUCGUCAUCGUGUUCCACUCGGACGACACCAUCAGCAAGAAGGGCUUCCACCUGCGCUACACCAGCACCAAGUUCCAGGACACGCUGCACACCAGCAAGUGAUACGACACCUCUCACACACACACACGCUCAUCACUCACACA
This is a messenger RNA of Engraulis encrasicolus (European anchovy), 2995 nucleotides long. Its product is annotated as bone morphogenetic protein 1-like. The transcript has 21 exons. Gene Ontology annotation, biological process: proteolysis. NCBI's taxonomy places the organism in Eukaryota, Metazoa, Chordata, Actinopteri, Clupeiformes, Engraulidae. The coding region runs from base 39 to 2954 and encodes 971 amino acids. Gene Ontology annotation, molecular function: serine-type endopeptidase activity; zinc ion binding; metalloendopeptidase activity. The record is from RefSeq and is a predicted model, not a curated record.